Molecule: messenger RNA, 465 nt
Organism: Purpureocillium lilacinum
Lineage: Eukaryota; Fungi; Ascomycota; Sordariomycetes; Hypocreales; Ophiocordycipitaceae
Product: protein mago nashi
Biological process (GO): RNA splicing
Cellular component (GO): nucleus; exon-exon junction complex
Source: RefSeq, a predicted model, not a curated record
AUGCCUGCCUCAAACGAACCGUUCUACAUCCGAUACUACUCGGGGCACAUGGGUCGUUUCGGUCAUGAGUUUCUCGAGUUCGACUUCCGCGUCGUGGGAGAUGGCCGCAGCGCCGUCGCGAGAUACGCGAACAAUUCCAACUACCGCAAUGACAGUUUGAUCAGGAAAGAGAUGUGCGUCAGCUCUGUCAUAGUCGACGAGAUCAAGCGCAUCAUUACGUCGAGCGAGAUCAUCAAGGAAGACGAUUCAAAGUGGCCGCAGAAGAACAAGGAUGGGCGUCAGGAGUUGGAAAUCCGGCUGGGGAAUGACCAUAUAUCUUUCGAGACGGCCAAGAUAGGCUCGCUCGUGGACGUGACCGAAUCCGCCGACCCAGAGGGCCUCCGCGUGUUCUACUACCUCGUGCAAGACCUCAAGGCUCUGGUCUUCAGCCUGAUUGCGUUGCACUUCAAAAUCAAGCCUAUCUAG